UUCCUUUUUCCUUCUGCUUUUCCUUUUCAAUUAGAAUACCGAAUUGUGUUUUCCUGGGUCUUUAGCAUUAUCAUGAAUUCUUUCAGAUGACAGAGCAAAUGCUUAAGUGGCAGGUAUAUAGCAAGUAGAGCUAGCUGUCGUGCAGUUGGAAUUUUUGUGUUGUAUAUACAUACUGGCAUCUUUUUCUUCAGUGUGAUUGUGUUUUGGAUAAUGAACUAAAUUUAACACUGUUUCAGGAAGGAAACCACAUCAGGGAGCCGAGAAGUUGGUGGGAAGGACACAAAAGGAGAGAUACGGUUCUUAGAGGGUCCUUUUGCCUCCUAUUCUGUUUAAAGAUUGUAGCUGGAAAGGUGUGAAAUUGCUGAUCCCAGAAAAACUGCUGCUUACCUGGGUCUGAAUCCUGUGGUAACUGCAUGUGGAACAGGAAGGAGAUAGAGCUGCACCCAGACCCUUCUCAUGGGCAGCAUCCAGGAUAGACACUAGGCCACAUGGGUAUGGGGGGCCCAUGGGCUACAUUGGCCGGGAUGUUGUCCUAUAUCAUCUAAGAACACAAGGAAAUGUCGUCGGCAUCCAAAUCCUAACUGGGAAAAAACUGCAGAAAGAAUGCAAGAAGAGCAGGAUGUGGUGGCCAGGCCUCUGAUCCCAGCACCUCUAGAGGCUGAGGCAGAAGGAGGAUCCCAAGUUUGAGUUCAUUCAUGGCAGCCAGGAAGCAGAGAGAGAAAGGGGAGGGGGCCACGGGGAAGAUGAAUCCUUCCAGGAAGUGCCCCCAGUGACCCACUUCCUUCAGUCUUGCCAUGCCUGUCUAUAGUUAACAUUCAGGUAGUUCAUUUAAACAAGAAUGAACUGAUUAUGUUACAGCCCUCACAGUCCGAUCAUUGAACACUCUUGUAUUAACAUAGGAGCUAUCCAGACUAUACCCAAACCAUAACAGGCUGCCAAGGUUCUCUGCUGGGGUCCAGAAAAUCGCUGUUGCAGGAGAGGGGAGUGUGGCCAAAGGAGCCUUGAUCACUGCUGAGGCUACAUGCUCUACUCCAUUUUUGCUCUGAGAGGUGGCUGUUCAUCAGGCCUGGCCCAGGUAUGUUGCCCAUGCCUUUGAAGCAUCCUUCAGGCUGAGGUCUGUCACACCACUGUGGCAGGGCCUGCAAGACCAAUGAGCAGAAGAGAAGAGAGGGCAGGCUGCAGCCCUGCAGACAGACCUGUCUUUAGUCCUGGGGCUCUAGAGUGUUUCCUGCCUACCUGGUCCUGCCCGGGUGGGGUUGGUGGAUGCUCAGUGGUAUUCCUUCACCUCCUCAGCUAUGAAAUAGUGGCUUCCUGUUGCUGGCUUGUCUCCCCCCUAUGCUGCUAUAAGUCAGAAACAUCUUUGGAUGUUAAGUGUCAUACUGAUGCAAGGUUUUGUUCCUUUACAGCCCCCCUGAAUGUGGGGCACCUUCAGGCAGCCUUGGGCCUUUACUGUCAUCUGCGUCCCUGAGCAUGACCCUGCUUCUCUUGGUGGAGAGAGGGAUUGACUACAAGACAACCACCAUCCUGCUGGACGGGAGGCGUGUCAAGCUGGAGCUCUGGGACACUUCGGGCCAGGGCCGGUUCUGCACCAUCUUCAGGUCCUACUCCAGGGGCGCACAGGGGAUCCUUUUGGUAUAUGACAUCACAAACCGCUGGUCCUUUGAUGGCAUUGACCGGUGGAUCAAAGAGAUUGAUGAGCACGCACCUGGGGUCCCCCGGAUCCUUGUUGGGAACCGGCUGCAUCUGGCCUUCAAGCGGCAAGUCCCAACCGAGCAGGCCCGUGCCUAUGCGGAGAAGAACUGCAUGACGUUCUUUGAGGUCAGCCCCCUGUGCAACUUCAAUGUUAUUGAAUCCUUCACCGAACUCUCACGCAUUGUUCUUAUGCGGCAUGGAAUGGAGAAGAUCUGGAGGCCCAAUCGAGUGUUCAGCCUGCAGGACCUCUGCUGCCGUGCCAUCGUCUCCUGCACCCCAGUGCACCUCAUUGACAAGCUUCCACUACCCGUCACCAUCAAAAGCCACCUCAAGUCGUUCUCCAUGGCUAACGGCAUGAAUGCCGUCAUGAUGCAUGGUCGCUCCUACUCCCUGGCCAGUGGGGCUGGAGGCAGCAGUAGCAAGGGCAACAGUCUCAAGAGGUCCAAGUCCAUCCGCCCGCCCCAGAGCCCUCCCCAGAACUGUUCUCGGAGCAACUGCAAGAUCUCCUAGCAGGCCAGCAGGCACCACUCUGCAGACUCGGGAAGGCUCAGUGGUGGAAGAGCGCUCCCGGGCAGGAAGACUUGGCCACACAGCCUGUUUCGGAAGCGUCCGGUUCUCCUCCACACCCAGCUAGGUGGAGGGGAGAGCACACUCCAUGGAUGAGGCCCAGGGGCCUUUGGGUAGCUGGGCUGCUGGUGCUACGGAGAUCCUGGUCUGAAUCAACCCCAGACUCCAGGCUGCCUGGGCUUGGGCCAGGAGGGAGCCUGGCUCCCCUUCCUUAUUUAUAUAGAGAACAUUUUGCCUGUUUUGUACAUUUUUAAAAAGGCUGUCAGGGAAGAUGGAUGCAUCUGUGCGGUGAGCUUGCCUCUUCACGCCACAGCACCCAUGAGGAGGGCCCAUACAUCUGGGGAAAGAGGGGCUUGAGGAGUGAUGGCAGGAGGUGCAGUCGGAACAGGAGUUCUUUAGAUUUACAUCAAAUUUGCCUGGGGUGUUGGCACUGCCCAUGCCAGUGAGAAACAGGGUACCCCAGAAGCUUCUGGCAGAGGUCUUGGCCCCAGCGUAUAACUCUGGAGAUCAGUGUGCUGGGCAUAGGCAAGGAUGUGUGACUUACAGGAAAGGGGAGAAGCAGGGUGUGAGGGGACCCCCCUCAGCCACUCCAGGGUUCCUGCUUGUUAUAACUGAGCACCCUCAGUAAUACUCACUACAUAGAUCAGGUCUCCAGGUCAAGGAGAUCUAUAGAGCCUUCUGUAGAUCUGCGAGUGACACUGGAGUGACACUGUUGGCAUCUGAACCUCCAGACACUGCCAGGACUUGUUUUCCCAGCAGCUCGUUCUCAUCUGUGGUGCCCUUUUGCCUGUGAGGUCACAUGCUACUGGAACCUCUUUGACCUGUUUCUUAGUGGUACUGCCUGGACAGCAGCCUUGUCUGCACCUUGGGCCCCUCUGGAGGACCUCCCAGCAGCCCUUGUGCCGGUGCACAGUGUCCUUAUCCUCACCCCAUGAAGCCAUGGCCUGGUCUUUCUCAGUGCUGCCCCCUUGCCUGGCACCCCCACCCUCGGCCUCACUGGUGCUCAACUCUACCUCCUGCCCUAGGGCCCCAGCCACCAAGGAGCCCUCCCUGGGCUGGGACCCCUCUCUCUGGGUCCUUCAUAAUGCACGUGGUACAGGACAGUCCUGCUGCAGGUAUUUCAGGGCACCGGUGGACAUGCAGAUGCAGCACCGUGGCUGUACUGGGAGAUGGCUCCUGUGCUGGGGAGCUUGUGUCAGGGGUAGCUCCACCAUCUCCCAACCCAGCACCCCUGUUGCUGCCAGCAAUGCCCUUUUCUCUGGAGUUGUGAACAGAGCUACACAGACUUCAUUUUGAGGAGCUGGACAGUCCCACGUGCACCAUAUCAACACUACCCUCACUGCUGCUGGACCCUGCAUUCCUGUGUCCUUUGAGCUGUUCUUCCGUUUCUUUGUACAGUAAAUGUAAUUCAGCUGUG
Molecule: messenger RNA, 3676 nt
Organism: Marmota flaviventris (yellow-bellied marmot)
Lineage: Eukaryota; Metazoa; Chordata; Mammalia; Rodentia; Sciuridae
Gene: Rab40c
Product: RAB40C, member RAS oncogene family
Biological process (GO): intracellular signal transduction
Molecular function (GO): GTP binding; GTPase activity
Source: RefSeq, a predicted model, not a curated record